UCUAGAAUGACUAGAAUUGUGGCUGUCCAAAAUUCUUCAGUGCGCCGCUGUUCCUCGUACGGAGCAUGGUCCUAUGCGGCGGCAAGCACGCAAAGGAAAGUUUCGGUGACAUCAUAAACCUAUUGUUUAACGUUAACACCUUCUAUGCCGCAGUAACCAUUUAAUAACAUGUGGAAAUUCAUAACUCGUGGUAUCCGCGAAACCCUAGAACGUCGCGCGUGCCGCACGAACGUUUAUUCGCAAACGCCUCAAGAGCCUAACACGAAGAACGAGGUUAAAACCAGUUUGACGUGUAAUCACAAGUUCCUGGCACCGAGCUUCUCUAUUUUCAAUAAGGAAUUCUGCGGCUCGACGAAAACUGCCGGAACCAAAGACAAGGAUUAUGACUCCAAGUACAAUACAAAAUACACUUGGUCGGAUGCCAUAGGAUGGUCUAGUGUGUUGGCUGUUGGAUGGGUUGUUUGCCAAUCAUUAUGUCUUCGAAGAAGACUCUUUGAGAAGGAAAAAGAUUUAAAGUUCAAAAGCAAAUUGUCACAAAUUCCUGAAACCCGUACUUCAUACUUGAUCAGUCAAGUACUAAACUUAAGACCAAAGCAUAUACUACCUAGUAUCAAUUGUAUUGGCAAUAAUAAAAUAUAUGCUCAGGAGAAUAGUGAAUCAGAUUGGUAUCCUGACAAACCAUAUGGACCAAUCACCGUUGAAGAGGCCCUAAUUGAAGCCACUGAAGAAUUUGCUAAUACGCAUAAAUUAGCAGUAGCUGAGUUUGAGCUCCAUUACGGUCUGAAAGCUUUAGAAGAGAGACGUUACAACGAUGCUCUAAAACAUUUUACUGCUGGCGCAAGCCUAUCAUCAGCCGCUAGUAUGUUCAAUUUAGGUUUGUGUCAUGAGCUAGGUCUCGGGACACUGGUCGAUCAUGUGAAGGCUGCGAAAUAUUAUAGCGAUGCAGCAGACCAAGGCCAUGCGGACGCUACCUAUAAUUUAGGAGUUUAUCAUGCCCAAGGUAGAGGUGGUUUCACGGUAGAUAUCAAUAGGGCGCGAGAUUAUUUCGUGAAAGCGGCGGAGUUAGGCCAAAGCCAGGCACAGCAUGCGUUAGAUUUGGAGAAACGUCAUUACCAAUCGAGACAAAAAGAAAACGAUACAAUCUUCCUUGAUGAACGUAGAAGUAUCGUGAAAACUUUACCAAAUAACAAGAACGUGAAUCAGAUGCUUAAAAAGUUGAUUAGUUACAACAAUUCCUUAAGCACUCAGUCUCAAGUAGAAUUUUUAGAAGAUUCAGACAGUCAGCAAUCUAUGCUGGGAUAUACAAAUCCGACACAGUUAUUUUUGAAUAUGCUCGGCAUAAACGAGCCAAGUAUGUUGCCAGUUACCGUGGAGUGAGAUAAUCGUAGCGUGCCAUGUUAGGGUGUAAGGAUAGAACUAUCGACAGUGAAAAUACGAUCGUCUUUUAUAAUUUAAAAAUUCCUCUGCAACGGAAUUCCUUUUUAUAACGUUUAUUAUAUUAUUAAGAUAAAAAAUAUCGUAUUCUCCCUUCCAUAGUUCUUAAUUUUAUGACAUAAUCUGUUUAUUACAUAAUAAAUAGGAUCUCAAUGGAAAAAAUAUAUUUAUUUAACAUUGUGUUCUUUUAAAGCAUAUUGUUCAUACAAAUGUGCUGUUAACUACUUUGCUUCUAUGAUUAACUUGUCAUUUGUAUCAUAUAAACUCAUUAACUAUCACGAAUAUUUUCUCCUUCCAAUUUUAUGUAUGUGUGCGGACUCUUAUUGAAUGACUUAAAAAGUAUAACUCCAAAAUAAUAUGUGGUAUAUACUAUUAUCUGUGAUGAUACAUAGAUUAUAUAUAUUUACGUUAAGCAUAUAACAUAUUAUCUUAUGUAACAUACACGUAUACAUGUAAUAUAUCAUUUUUUGUUUAAAAUACAUCGUUUUUUUGUAAA
This is a messenger RNA of Ceratina calcarata, 1930 nucleotides long. RefSeq lists its product as uncharacterized. Bases 169 to 1377 code for a protein of 402 amino acids. Gene Ontology annotation, molecular function: protein binding. The record is from RefSeq and is a predicted model, not a curated record. Lineage: Eukaryota; Metazoa; Arthropoda; Insecta; Hymenoptera; Apidae. The transcript is spliced from 4 exons.